Messenger RNA from Seminavis robusta, 936 nucleotides. The record is from the annotation of a GenBank genome assembly. Lineage: Eukaryota; Bacillariophyta; Bacillariophyceae; Naviculales; Naviculaceae.
AUGAAGUUCCUGGCCAUUUCUCUUUUCCUGGUUGCUUCCUUCACGGAGCAAAGUUCAGCCUAUUGUAACGAUAGACCAGUUCCUGCAAAUUGGGGUGGAGCCCUGCUUCACUGCAACUCAGGGUGUCUAGCAUGUUCUGCUUCCGUUGACAACAACGAUGGUACCAAGGAUGUCUGGAUCAAUGGAUAUGAUUGCCUGCAGAAGUCUCUCAGUUGGAUGUGCUGCACCGAUGCUUCAUGUACUUCGGGCAGUGUCGUGAACGCCAAUGACACGAACAUGAAGGAGAACACCCACGUUCUCCACAUUCAGAACAUCCCCGUGGACCAAAUGAGCCUCAAGAUCCAAGUCCAUGAUAAGGCAGUCUACGGCAAUGACAGUGUUAGAAUAGACAAAUGCAGUGGAACUCAGAAUCCAGGAGGAAUCUGCACCAAUGUGUGCUCACAAGUGGUCAGCCUCGCCGAUUGCCCUGGUCCCUUCAACCCCAGUCAGUCUUCACACUUGGAGAACGAGUUGGACUCGGACAUCAGUAUUAUGGAACCGUCCAUGGACUCGGAGUUUGACAAUUCCAACAAUGCUCCUUCUGAUGCCCAACUGGGAGAGGGCGUCGUUGAGGUGGCAAGCAAUGGCGAGUGCCAGCUGCUCCAUGACAUUGUUGAAGAAACUUUGAACAAUGAUACUGUGUUCAACAAGGAUGCUGUGUCCAUUGCCAAUCUAGGCGGAUACCCCACCAUCAAGCACACCCAGGUGGGUGAGAACGAAAAUUUCACUGUUUCAAGCAUUGAGAAGAUGGUGCAGCGGCAAGAUUCCGAGGAGUGUCGUCUCCCUGAAGCUAAUGCUUCUCAAAAGCAUUGUAAUACUUUUGAAGAAAGCCUUGUGGUGGAAGCAGCCGAGUUAGCGUAUGCCGAGUUCAAGGAAGAUACAACUGCCUUUUCGUAA